This is a messenger RNA of Phacochoerus africanus (Common warthog), 3594 nucleotides long. It is a transcript of the gene PAQR3, whose product is annotated as progestin and adipoQ receptor family member 3. The record is from RefSeq and is a predicted model, not a curated record. NCBI's taxonomy places the organism in Eukaryota, Metazoa, Chordata, Mammalia, Artiodactyla, Suidae. Gene Ontology annotation, cellular component: membrane. The coding region runs from base 174 to 1109 and encodes 311 amino acids. Gene Ontology annotation, molecular function: signaling receptor activity. The transcript is spliced from 6 exons.
UGACGCCGGUGGCCGCUCUGUGCGCGGUACCGGGCCCGGGCAGCUGCGGGGCCGUAGGACCUCGCGCGGCGUCCGCCAGCUCCGGGGCGGGGGCUGCUGCGGCGAAGCCCCCUCCCCGGGGAGGCGGGGCCUGGGCGAGCUUCCCGGCUGGGGAGCGGCGGCGGCCGGGAAGGAUGCAUCAGAAGCUGCUGAAGAGUGCGCAUUACAUCGAGUUGGGCAGCUACCAGUACUGGCCCGUCCUGGUUCCCCGCGGCAUCCGCCUCUACACCUACGAGCAGAUCCCCGUGUCCCUCAAGGACAACCCGUACAUCACCGACGGCUACCGGGCCUACCUGCCCUCCAGGCUGUGUAUCAAAAGUUUGUUUAUUUUAUCUAAUGAGACGGUUAACAUCUGGAGCCAUUUGCUGGGUUUCUUUCUCUUCUUCACACUGGGAAUCUAUGACAUGACGUCUGUGUUACCGUCGGCAAGUGCUUCCAGAGAAGAUUUUGUAAUUUGUUCUAUUUGUCUUUUCUGCUUCCAGGUCUGUAUGCUUUGCUCUGUGGGCUAUCAUCUUUUUUCCUGCCAUCGAUCAGAGAAAACCUGUCGAAGAUGGAUGGCACUAGAUUAUGCAGGAAUUUCUGUUGGAAUACUGGGCUGCUAUGUCUCUGGAGUAUUUUAUGCAUUUUAUUGCAAUAAUUACUGGCGGCAGGUGUACUUGAUCACAGUGCUGGCUAUGAUCCUGGCGGUGUUCUUUGCGCAGAUUCACCCCAAUUACCUCACCCAGCAGUGGCAGAGGCUCCGUUCUGUCAUCUUUUGUUCUGUUUCGGGAUACGGAGUGAUCCCUACUCUUCACUGGGUUUGGCUCAAUGGAGGCGUCGGGGCUCCUAUUGUGCAGGACUUCGCGCCCCGUGUGCUCGUGAUGUAUGUGAUUGCUGUCCUCGCGUUCCUGUUCUACGUCUCCAAGGUUCCGGAAAGGUACUUUCCAGGCCAGCUGAACUACCUCGGAUCAAGCCACCAAAUAUGGCACAUCCUUGCGGUCGUGAUGUUAUACUGGUGGCAUCAGUCAACAGUGUAUGUCAUGCAGUACAGACAUAGCAAGCCUUGCCCUGACUACGUGUCGCGUUUGUGAAUUCAGGUAUGGCCCCUGGUGUCUUCAGUCGUUAAGCAAUAGGUAACGGGGAGUUGUGUGCCCCGCUGUUUCUAAGGUUCCCAGCAGCCUUUCCUUUCCUCCCUGGUUUGCUGUGUAUAUCAUGCGUACUUCAGAAAAAUGGAACAGCAUCCUUGGGGGUCUGUAAUAGUUCCUGCUUUCUGGGCCCUGAACACUGCUGACUGCGGCUGGAACAGAAAGCGACGUUUCGUCGGCGUGCGUGGGAAACACCUGAAGCGCAGGGGCGGCCGGGGUGGGGGGGGGGGGGCGGGGGGUGUCGUCCUUUGGCCGGACACCAGCUCGAUUGCCUUCGGCCGGGCUCGCGCCGCUGCAGCGUGGAGCCGACCUGUGCGAUUUCUCCGCCCGAAGGCGCUUCGAGCGCAAGGCCAGGUUCCGGCGCCUCAUCAAGGCAGGCGUUGCCGUAGCCUGUGCCUGGCGCGAGCCAAUGGCGACGGGGAGCCCUCGCGCUGUACAUGGACGGUUCGUGAGACACCCGCGCGUGAGAUAUUACUUCCUUCGGCUGUAGGGUCUCUUCUGCCCAGGAACGUUGGGGUUUUAGUUUGCUAGAACAAAACGUUUAAACUUCCUCUCCUUUAAGUUGAGAGAGGCAUUGAGAAAGGGAAAAGGGCUUGUAUUGUCAUUUGCCAUCAGAUAAAAAUCGUAUUAAAAACUGACUACAUGACUGGGUCCCAAAUUCUGGGGCUAAUAACCAAGUGAGAGGCCAUUUGGGCUUUUCAAUUUCAAAUAACAUUAUUUAAUUCCAUAUAAGAAUUGAACUCUUGCCAGCAGAUGGCAGAUUUUUGGUCCCCAAAUUCCUAUAAUGGAAGAUUUUUCACCUCUCUGAGUUUGCAGUCUUAAAUUUCCUGAUGGUGGGGGUUCCCAGGUACAUGGGUGCUACUUUCAAGGCCAUAGAAUCCAGGUGGCCCACCAGUUCCUGACCCUGAAAUGAACCUUAAGCCUUAGAACAGUCACGCAGCUGCCCCGUUUGAUGACACGAUGGCUCGCCUGUGCUCUAGUCUUGCUGCUUAAGCCCGUGGUAGCCUUUUACUGAAAGCGCACAGCAUUGCUAGGCACUGUCGAAGAUUUGGGCCUGACCCUUCAGUGUAUAUUUAAAAGCAGAUCUCACUGCCCUGUCACGCAACAGAGCGCGCUUGUCCUCUGGUCUCUUCAUGUGCGUGAGCUCAACGCCAUGAGGCAGCCACCCAUCAAAACAGGUUGUUUCUCGGAACAUAAAAUAUUACCCACGUUUCCUAAUGGGUUGACAUGAACUGCUUUAAGCACCGGUGUAUCUUCAGAACAUUGAAAUUCCUAAAUAUCAGAAGGUGUUGAUUGAUGGUGGAGUUUACUCCCCAAAUGCCAUCUGAACGCCUGAUGUUUGCAAUGCUAUUUAAUGUGCCUCAGUUUAUGCAACUGUAAAAACUUGUUUUUUGAAUAUAAAUUCCCCUCGCUCGUAUCUCAGCAAGGAGCAUUCUCCGCUGGUAGGCUAAGUGCACCCCAUAUUGUACCCAUUGUUACGAUAGAACUCCACUUUGAAAUGGCCAUUUUACCUCAUAAGACCAGAAAUUUGAUUCAUAUGCAAGUGAUGGGAGAUUUUGGUGGAAAGAUAACAGGAUAUAUUUCCCCUAAAGCAUCCCUCACUGGCUUACAUGACACCAUUGCUUUUAAAUAGAUAUUUUGGCCAAAUGGAAUACACUGAGUAGUUACAAUACAUUUAAAACUGAGGGAGAAGUCUAGUUAUUUUAGGUCUGGCACCGAAGUUUCACUUUAAUUUUUAAAAACAGUCCUUUUUUUAGAGUAUAUGCAUUAUUUAAUACUUGUCAUCUGAAUAGAUAGACCAUACUUUUAGACUGUCUUUUGACUUUAAAAAGCAUACAGGUCUGACUAUAAGGAGAAUUAAAUUUUCCAUGUAAACACUUCAUCUCUUUAUGAACAUAUUGAAUAUUGUAAGAAAGCUCUUUCAUUUUUAUCUUUAAUGUGCUUAUUAUAACAUAGGGAAUGAAUGAAUGUGGAUUGCUGUCAACUAUAAACACUUCUGUUUAUCAGCAUUUAUUGACCACCUACUGUGUGCACAUCACUACUGAUACCAAUUUUUAGGACAUUGUUAACAUUAAAGGAUAACCACUUAAAAAUCGCCUCUGAAUCUGAGCCUUGUAAUAAUGUGUAUUUAUUUUCACUUUGUAGAUUUAUUAAAAUAAGAUUAUUCAGCUUCAGUCUAAGCCUGGUUUUAAUUUUAACAAUGUGUAAAUUAUAAAAGCUCUACCUGCAGACUUUACGAAUACAUUUGGUUGUUUCAAGUUGUCUAUAGUGAUUUAUAAGGUUGUAGUUAACUCACUGAAGAGAAUUAUCUUUCUAUACAAAGCCAUUUUCAGUAGCAACAGUGCUUGUCUUUUUCCUUCUACUGAGUGCGAUUCAGUAAGCUGCACGGCACGACGUGUGCGAUGUAAAUAAACUGGGUUUAUUAAAUAUA